Molecule: messenger RNA, 2684 nt
Organism: Zerene cesonia (dogface butterfly)
Lineage: Eukaryota; Metazoa; Arthropoda; Insecta; Lepidoptera; Pieridae
Gene: dsx-c73A
Exons: 6
Coding region: 69-1616 (515 amino acids)
Source: RefSeq, a predicted model, not a curated record
GCGUUCGCCGGCAGUGCGCAGGCGCAGUCCCGCUCCGAUCGUCACCGCGGCCGCACGCACGCCGCGACAUGAUUCGCCCACUGUACGUACUCAUUGCGCUCGCCGCUCUCGCAUCGGCCGUCGAACCGCCUAGGCCGCGGCUCAUUGACUUCAACCCUUGGUCAUGGAUCCCGAACAACCGAAACAAAUCUCCAUCAAUCAUGGACUAUUUCUUUCCACCGUCCCGAACUCCGAAACAAUCUAAUUUAGACCCGCCCGCAGACAGACAGCCCCCUACAGUACAAACUACCAUGGACGAUGCGGCCACCAUGACCACACUGAACGAACGUCCCACAACCAUGGCUAGGAAAUCACAUAAUAGAAUAAAAACGACCCUUCCAGCCCCCCGUCCUACCGCAACCAUUCCACCGAAGACAAAAAAGACCUCCCAUAGAACCACCCCCACGGAAACUGUCCCAACUGCCGAAACAAAAAUAACUCAAACUAUUAAAAGCGAGACUACAACAACGAAAGCGCCGGCUACCGUUCGGCCGACCAAACAUUACUCCAUCCGGCCAGUGCGAACCACAGAAACGCCAACAGUCCAGGAUACAGCAUCAACGUUGAACACGAAUAGCGAUAGCACAGAAACAAUUGCUGUGGAGACAGCCGGGACUACCAAUGAGGUUAUGAAAGAAACCGUAGUUCCGACCCUCAGCACAGAUCAGCAUUCCACAGAAGGACCGUCCACAAUAUCUAUGGAAUCUACAACGUUGACGGAGAGCACCACGGAACCAGCAGAUAGCCGCGAGGGAUAUCUGCCACUGCGAGACAAACCUCAACAGACGCACGUCAAGAUCAACGAUCAGACGAAAAAGGAGACGGUGCCUUUGCCAGCCGGCUCCACUUCUGUAUUGGCGAAACCAACGAAGUACCACUAUUAUCCUCACAAUCAACACAUUUAUUUACUUCCCGAAUGUGCCAUUCAACAGGUGUGUAAUGCGGUUUACGUCCGUUUAAAUUACACCCAACCGCUGUGUGCGUGCCCAGCGCGUUACCGAGACCCCUGUUCUGCGAGCCUCAACGCCGACGACCUGCAUACCACGCGGCUCACCACAGAUUCCAAAAAGAAGUACGCAAAGAAAGCGGUGACAUUGGUGAAAACUUGCGAAGCCGUGUCCGAGAUGAGGGAAUGCAGAGCGCCGCGAGAUUGGUCGUUGCUAGCGCUACAGAACAUAAGGACUGGCAAAUCGCACUAUUUGGUCAUCUGUAGAUGCCCCGAUACUCAUAUAUUGGAAGGACCCAUGUCUCACGAUCAGCCAACGUAUGCUUCCGUACCGGGCAUCAGGGUGUACGGGAUGAUGUGUGUUAGACCCACCACUGCUUAUCAUUCCGCGUACACCAACAGAUUCCCAGGUGGAGUACAAAGCACGACCAGCACGUACAAGGUGGACUAUUCUCAAGCGCACUCGUACGACAAGCCGGUGUACAACCGAUAUCACACCAACAGCUACUUAGACAACUUCUACAAUCGGCGAACCAGGGCCGCUCGCGUGAGACGAACGACCGCAGAAUACCCGCCGUUCCCAUGGUACAAAGUGAUAGAAUUGGCGCGAUCGUUACACUGGAUCAAUUAAGAGAAAACUAUUGUUUCAAAAGUAUGUUGGGUUCAAGCAGGCCUUGUUAUCGAAUAAGUGAAAUCCGCCUCAUUGAAUUCAACGAAAACUUUAGUUAGCGUAAUGUAUUAUCUCAUUAAGGCGGAUGAAUUGUAGUUUUCAUAACAAUGCUACUAUUGUAAUAUGCAUCCAAUUAUUUGUCUCGGUUACAGAUUGCAAUCUAUGCGAGCAUCUCUUCCAUUUCUAUUAUUUGUUUCAGUUACUUAAAACAAUAAAGGUGAAAGUUACAUUCAAAAGUCAAAAAAACUAAAUUUUAUAUAACAAAUGUCGUAUAGUUACACAAGUAAUGCUUUCGUUAAUAUUAUACAUUUAUCUGUUAGAGUCUGAAUUCACGCGGUACAGUCCAGUACAUAAUUUAGAUUUUAAAAAUAUAUAUGAUAUUCCGCCUUUCCCAUACGAACGACAUACUAAAAACACGCUUUUUCAGUCAUAAUUUUCUCAUACAUUUAGAACUCGAAACAAUUUGUCAAAACUACAGUUCAACCGUCUAAAUGAGACCAAAAUACGAUAUAUAAUAUCAAAACGCUUCAGCUUUCAUGUACCAGUAUAAAGUAGACAUUAACCUGAGUAUUACUUUAAUUCUGUGAAUACUCAAUCCUGUACUGCAUUUAAUAGUACUUAAUAUUUAUAAUCUGUACUCGAAGUAUCGCAAGAGUUGAUAAUAUACAUACCUACAGUAAUGUUUAUCUCUUUAAACCGAAAGGUCUAUGUAUAUUUUCAAUUUGAUAAGUAUUUACUGUAUGCCAGAAUAUUAGAUAUAACCGUAACUAAUUUAAGUAAAAUUCAAAUCACGAGAUUGCCAAUUAAGAAACUAAUUGAUUUAAUUGUAAGAUUAAAAAUGUACACAAAACAAUGUGAUAAGUGUUCAGUGCAUUUCUGUGUAAUUCGAUGCAUUUAUAGACAUCUAAGUUAGUUAUAAAAUUAUUUAUAUUAAUCAUAAUAUGAUAUGAUGUAGACAAUUGCCGUGUAAAUAGUAGUGAUAAUUACAAUAUUUGUAAUUACGGACGAUUAAAAUUUAUAACAAAAUUA